Tarenaya hassleriana is the source of this 1859-nucleotide messenger RNA. Its product is annotated as sugar transporter ERD6-like 3. The record is from RefSeq and is a predicted model, not a curated record. Bases 218 to 1627 code for a protein of 469 amino acids. Gene Ontology annotation, molecular function: sugar transmembrane transporter activity. The transcript is spliced from 18 exons. Lineage: Eukaryota; Viridiplantae; Streptophyta; Magnoliopsida; Brassicales; Cleomaceae. Gene Ontology annotation, cellular component: membrane. Gene Ontology annotation, biological process: carbohydrate transport; transmembrane transport.
UGACCGAAUCAGAGAUUCCACUGUUCAAAUGCAGACGAAAAGCCAGAGUCCCUCCUGUCUUUCCUCAUACGUUCCUCCAUUGGUAUAAAUAAACUGCGUUCAAGAUGCAAGCAAGAAAACCCAUCUCGAAAUUCUCAACCUUUCACCGGAGGAUUUCCCGGAGAAUCGUUCUCUGUGCAUUUUUCUCGCCGGUUCUUGUGUUGGGUCGUCGGAGAAAAUGGCGGUGGCGGAGAAAGAGAGUAACUUGGAAGCUGGGUUGCUGCAGAAGGAUCAAAGCGACAAUGAGGAGUGUCGUAUCACUCUCGUUGUGCUCUUCAGCACGUUUGUUGCUGUUGCUGGCGCAUUCUGCUUCGGCUGUGCGGCGGGUUACUCAUCGGCUGCUCAUUCUGGAAUCACAAAAGAUUUAGGCCUCUCUGUUGCAGAUUAUUCAAUGUUUGGGUCAAUAAUGACAUUUGGAGGGAUGAUCGGUGCUGUAUUCAGUGGGAAGGUUGCUGAUAUUCUCGGUCGAAGAGGGACAAUGUGGUUUGCUCAAAUUUUCUGCAUUUCGGGUUGGCUUGCAAUAGCAUUUGCCAAGAAUUCACUGUGGCUGGAUGUCGGAAGAUUAUCGUUAGGAUACGGAGUUGGUCUAUUUAGCUACGUGAUACCAGUCUAUGUUGCAGAAAUAACACCAAAACAUGUCCGAGGAGCUUUUGUUUUUGCAAAUCAGAUGAUGCAAAACUGUGGGAUUUCACUUUUCUUCAUCAUCGGGAACGUCAUUCACUGGCGUACAUUGGCGCUUAUCGGAUUCCUUCCAUGUGCUCUGCAAGUUGUGGGUUUGUUUUUCAUCCCGGAGUCUCCAAGAUGGCUGGGUAAAUGUGGACGAGAAAAAGAAUGUAAUGCUGCAUUGCAACGUCUCAGGGGACGUGAUGCUGAUAUAUCUCGAGAAGCCAAUGCUAUCAAAGACACCAUGGACAUGUUUGGUCAAGGGCCGAGAUCCCGAGUUAUGGACUUAUUCCAGAGAAGAUAUGUUCCAUCCCUAAUUAUUGGCAUUGGACUUAUGCUUCUGCAACAGCUCUCUGGAAGCGCCGGUUUUACAUACUAUGCAAGUAGCUUAUUUGAAAGUGGAGGGUUUCCGAGCAGCAUAGGUUCGACCAUUCUUGCCAUAAUUAUGAUACCAAAAUCCAUGAUGGGUCUGAUCUUGGUGGAGAAAAUGGGACGGAGACCGCUUCUCAUGGCUUCUGCUGUUGGGAUGUGUCUCUGUGGCUUGCUCCUCAGUGCUUCCUUCUGGUUCCGGUCAAUUGGCAUUCUUGAUGAGCUCACUCCGAUAUUUACAUGCGUUGGCGUAUUGGGUUCUAUAACGACUUUCGCCAUGGGGAUGGGAGGGUUACCAUGGAUCAUAAUGUCUGAGAUAUUUCCGAUGAACGUUAAAGUCUCGGCUGGAACCCUAGUUACCUUUGCCAACUGGUCAGUGGGCUGGAUCGUAACAUACGCAUUCAAUUUCUUGCUGCAAUGGAACGAAUCAGGAACGUUCUUGAUUUUCGCUGGUGUGUGUGCCGCAACUAUAGCGUUUGUGUAUAUGUUGGUGCCUGAGACCAAAGGAAGAACACUGGAAGAUAUACAAUCUUCUCUUUCGGAUUUUCUCCAAUGAGAAAUUUCUUAAGCAUGGAAUUUAAGAUUCGGUUAUUGAUUAUAUUCAUUCUUUUGCUCUUGAAAAUCGAGGGCCACAAGACGAUUUAUAUAUAUACAUAUAUAUAUAUAUGUAUGUAUGUAUGUAUGUGUAUAUAUAUAUAUAUAUAUGUGUAAGAGGGUUUAGUGAUAGUGUCUUGUAAGAGUUCUUUGAGUUUCAAGUUUGCAUAUAUAAAUAUCCCACACUUCCUCAA